GUAUCUUAAUUGCAUUUGUUUCCUAAAUUUGGGCAAUUUCCCUGAUUAAUAAAUUCUGUCUUUUGUGUUUUUAUUUUUAAACUUCUUCAGGUGAAGUUGAAACUAUGGUAGGUAACCUUCGCGCCCAGCGCGAGGCCGGAAAAUUUUGUGAUAUUGUUCUACAUGUUGGAGGAAAAAGAUUUCCAGCACAUCGGUCUGUUUUGGCUGCUUCCAGUCCUUAUUUUGAGUCUAUAUUAAGACAUGAUAAAAUAGCUAAAGAAGAAAUUACAAUUGGAUGGGAAGAUGUUGAAAGUUUCAAACUUCUUCUCGAUUAUAUGUACUCUGGUAAUGUGACCAUCGAUGAAAAUAAUGUCAAUGGUUUACUCCGAUUAUCUACUCAUUUUCUUAUAUCCAAAUUACAAGGAUUCUGUGAACAGUAUUUAGAACAAACUGAAUUUAACUUGAAUAAUGACAAUGGUAUUGAUAAUGGAGAUGAUAGCAAUAUGGAUGAUACUACAGAGAAUAAAGUGAAAAAAUCAACAACAGAUGAAGAAAAUGAUGAAGAAGAUGAUGGGGGACAUUCAGCAAAUAAAAGCAAAAGGAGGAAAGUUAAAAGCAAAUAUGCGUCCGAAGAAUGGAUCACCGAUGAAAUACCCGUUUCUAAGCGUCGUUCCCCGGAGCAAACAGGUGAAGCUCGAAGAGCAGUAGCAUCAAUUCAAUCAGGGGAUGAAUCACUUGCUCUCGAUGACUCAAGCCAAGAGCCAAAAAAGUGGAAAGGAGGUAUCAAAUGUCCACACUGUAUUUAUGUUGGUAACACUGUGACCAGAUUAGAACAACACUUGUCCAGAGUUCACGACGAAGAUACAACUUAUAAAUGUCGCUUUUGUGAUUUUAGUUGCAAUUGGAAUCGAGAAUACUAUUUACAUAUGAAGUGUCAUUUUGAAGGACCUCCAUACAAGUGUGAGGAUUGUGAUUACACAUGCGAUCGCAUCCAAUUUAUCUUAUCUCAUCUUAUGAGACACACAAAUGAAAGGCCUUUCCAUUGUAAAAUGUGUCCCUUCAAAUCACGGACCAAAGGAAACUUGAAUGUACACAUGAGGAUUCACACUGGAGAAAAACCUUACAGAUGUCAAUUCUGCGAUCGUGGUUUUGCUAUGAAAAACACUUUAGACCAACAUUUAGCUACUCAUCGGGACGACCGUCCUUUCCUCUGUGAUACCUGUGGUUUUACAACGAAAUAUCAAUCACAUUUGCUUUCGCAUAAAAGAAUCCACACAGGAAAUGUUUUCCAUUGUACCCAUGAAGGAUGCGAAUAUUUCUCCCCGCGACGAUCACAACUUGCAGCUCAUGAGAGAAGUCACUCUUCAAUCCGAUCACAUAUUUGCGUAACGUGUGGACGCGGUUUCAUCGAAAAGAGUCAUCUCAUUCGCCAUGAAAGAAUACAUCUUGAAGACAAACCAUUCAAAUGUGAUGUUUGUAAUUAUGAAAGUACCCGACGAGAUAAACUGAAAGAGCAUGUUAUAAAACAUCAUUCGGGUGACGCAAAAACUCCCGCUCCUUAUAAACCUAGAAAAACUCGAAGGCAAAGUCAAGUUACGGUUCUUGAGGAAAACUCAGUUCCUGAAUUAUCUGAUAGUCAGAUAAUUGCUACAACACCAGGGGAAGUUGAAAUUGCUGCUUCAGAACAAGAAGUGGCUACAGCAAAUCUCAUUUAUGAAUAUCAACCAGACGGUGAAACAUCUAAAACGCUAGUUAUUCAAAACAUGGAAACCGAAGGAGAAUCUUGUUUCUUACAGCUAGCUCCAUCUUCCUAAUUAAUCUUAUCUAAUAUUUACAUAUCUGUAUUUAUGUGUUUUUGAUGUAAUACAUUUUUGAAUCAAUUAAACAAUCGAAAAAUGAUGUCACCAGCUACGUACAUAAGUUGCAAGCUUGUAUCAAUGAACGUUCA
Tetranychus urticae (two-spotted spider mite) is the source of this 1927-nucleotide messenger RNA. RefSeq lists its product as uncharacterized. Lineage: Eukaryota; Metazoa; Arthropoda; Arachnida; Trombidiformes; Tetranychidae. The record is from RefSeq and is a predicted model, not a curated record. Gene Ontology annotation, biological process: regulation of transcription by RNA polymerase II. Gene Ontology annotation, molecular function: RNA polymerase II cis-regulatory region sequence-specific DNA binding; DNA-binding transcription factor activity, RNA polymerase II-specific; protein binding.